CUCACCGCAUGGGGACCGCAGCCUGGCGGGACUGCUGUUACGUGGGGUCUGCACCUGCCGGCUGUUCCCGAGGCAGAGAGGAUGGCUGCGCUUAAUCAGAAGUCUAUCUUGGAUAUGAUUAAAGAGUUCAGAAGGAAUUGGCACACUCUUUGUAACUCUGAGAGAACUACUGUAUGUGGUGCAGACUCCAUGCUCCUGGCAUUGCAGCUUUCCAUGGCAGAGAACAACAAACAGCACAGUGGAGAAUUUACCGUUUCUCUGAGCGAUGUCUUAUUGACCUGGAAAUACUUCCUACAUGAGAAAUUGAACUUAUCAGUUGAAAAUAUGGAAGUGAUUGACCAUUAUGAGGACAUUAAGAGGACUUAUGAUGAUUUCUUAAAGAAGAGUAAUAUGCUAGAUCUGAUUGAUGUUUAUAACAAAUGUAUUUUGAUUUCUAGUUGUGAAAAUGCCAACAUAUCCCCUAGUCAACUACGGGAUUUUCUGUCUGGGAGACAGUAUGAAGUAGCUGAUGAAACUGAUCUUUAUGUACCAACAUCACCAGUGAGUAAACACAACCAGGACAAUGAAAAGGUGCAGUUAUUAGCAAGAAAAAUUAUCUACUCAUAUUUAAAUCUGCUGGUGAAUUUGAAGAAUGACCUGGCUCUGGCUCAUAUUCUCAAUAUUCCUGAUAGAGGACUUGGAAGAGAAGCCUUCACUGAUUUGAAACAUGCUGCUCAAGAGAAAAAGAUGUCUAUCUUUUUGGUGGCCACAUCAUUUAUUAGAACACUACAGCUUGGAGGGAAGGGAUAUGCACCAUCACCAUCUGAUCCUUUAAGGGCCCAUGUAAAAGGACUGUUUAAUUUCAUUAACUUCAUUGACAAAUUAGAUGAGAUUCUUGGAGAAGUACCAAAUCCAAGCAUUGCAGGGGGUCGGAUACUCUCAGUGAUAAAGAUGCAGCUGAUUAAAGGCCAGAACAGCAGGGAUCCUUUUUGUAAAGCAGUAGAGAAAGUUGCUCAGGAUUUGGAUUUGAGGAUUAAAAAUAUUAUCAAUUCUCAACAAGGAGAUGUAGCUGUUAGUACUACUGACAUCAGUCCUGCCCGGCCAAAGUCUUAUGCCAUAAACCAUGGGACUGCAUACUGUGGCAGAGAUACUGUGAAAACUUUACUAGUUCUUUUGGAUGAAGAAGCAGCCAGUAUGCCUACCAAAAACAAAGCAGAGCUUUUAUAUGAUGAUGAAAACACAGUUCAUAAUAAUGGAAUUUCUAUUCUUACACUUUUUAGAUCUCCCACACAAGUGAAUAAUUCAUCAAUGAAAUCCCUAAGAGAACGUAUCUGUAAGUCAACGCAAGAGAAAAAAAUUAAGAUGAAGCAAACCUUAAUUAGAUCUCAGUUUACUUGUACUUACAAAGAAGACUGCACAAUAAGCAAGGAUAAAUGGAAUGAUAUUAAGUCAGCAUCAAAGCCUUUGUCUAUCCUUCAUGUGGAAAAUGACCUCUCUGAAGGUGUAAAUUCAUCUGUUGGAAGGCCAACAAUUGGAACAAGUUCUGGAAAUGUUCAUCUGGACAGAAGUAAAAGUGAAAAAGUAGCAAGAAAACCAAGUAGUCAGACAGGAAGUAAAAGCUCAAAAAGGAAACAGGUGGACUUAGAUGAUAAAAAUAAUCUCUGUGAUAAUGAAAAUGAACCAGCGCAACAUAAAAAUGUUAAGAUACCCAAGACAUCAAACAAUUUCCAGAAUAAAUUGUGUGGCAAAAUAGUCGGAGUAGCAAAAAGUAACAAGUGUACAGCCAAGAAUAAAUUGAUUACUGGCCAGACAAAGUUAACUCAGUUUUUUAGACUAUGA
This is a messenger RNA of Nyctereutes procyonoides (raccoon dog), 1818 nucleotides long. RefSeq names its product PARP1 binding protein (gene PARPBP). The coding region runs from base 82 to 1818 and encodes 578 amino acids. Gene Ontology annotation, biological process: negative regulation of double-strand break repair via homologous recombination. NCBI's taxonomy places the organism in Eukaryota, Metazoa, Chordata, Mammalia, Carnivora, Canidae. The record is from RefSeq and is a predicted model, not a curated record. The transcript is spliced from 11 exons. Gene Ontology annotation, cellular component: chromatin.